Trichoderma breve is the source of this 1395-nucleotide messenger RNA. RefSeq names its product alpha/beta hydrolase fold domain-containing protein. NCBI's taxonomy places the organism in Eukaryota, Fungi, Ascomycota, Sordariomycetes, Hypocreales, Hypocreaceae. Bases 1 to 1395 code for a protein of 464 amino acids. The record is from RefSeq and is a predicted model, not a curated record. The transcript is spliced from 2 exons. Gene Ontology annotation, molecular function: hydrolase activity.
AUGCCAGCCUACUCGAGUUUCGCGUAUGUUAUAGUGCUGAUUAAAGCAGCCAUCCUCCACUGUUUGCGGCUCUCCCCAACUGCUACGCUUCUUGACCUAAGGACUGCGGUGUUUCUGGCUGUUGUGCGAUCAUCGACAAGUAACUUGAAGCCUGGGAGACUCAUUGAUUGCCAACAAGACUCUUUACGAGAUGUGGAUGUAAAGGAGCGGAUAUAUCUUGUAUCGACAAAGUUAACUCUGACAUUUGAGACAAAUAUCAUUGCUAUUGCAUUCAAGGCAAUUAGAAAUCUCAGCAAUGGUCAAGAAAGUAUUCCGGACAUAAGACUACCUUCGGUGUCUAUGGAAUGGAUAUGUCAUCGUACUAGUCCUGACGGAACAGCCUCAGACACAGACACUCCCGAAAGGCUGUAUGCGACAAUGAUGCAUGAGGUGAAAAAUAAAACUACGAUCCUGUAUUUUCACGGCGGGCAGUUUUGGAGAAUGGGGCGAGAACCAAGACGAAUUACUUAUGAGCUCGCCCGGGAUACUGGCGGGCGAUGCCUCGCCGUACGAUAUCGACUUUCGCCGCAGUAUCCCUUCCCAACCGCAUUGAUUGAGGGUCUGGCAGCAUAUCUAUAUCUUCUGUAUCCCCCCGCUGGCAGCCUGCACGCUCCAGUUGCAGCCAGUGACAUAUGCUUCGCCGGUGACAGCGCUGGGGGGAACCUUGCCAUUGCCCUGGUUCAACUUAUCUUGGAGAUCACCAGAGGGGGGUCCAAAAAUGCGUUGGGUAGACUGACUUGGGAUGGCCAAGAAAGAGACUUGCCAGUUCCUGCUGGGGUUUCCAUAUUAUCCCCAUAUAAUGACCUAACUCGCGCGCUGGACAGCGAGUCUAACUUACAAUACGACAUUAUACCCGCGCGAGGCCCGCCUUUUACGACUUUCGAUCCUUGUGCAAUUUGGCCUGCUAAUCCACCUCGACAUCAUGUAUAUGCAAAUGACAAUGCUCUCUUGAAUCCUCUGGUGUCCCCUGUCACCGCACAUGAUUGGAGCGGUGCACCUCCCACAUGGAUAUGCGUGGGAGAAGAAUGCCUGGCAGAUCAAGGAAUGUUUGUGGCGCAACGAAUGGCAUCUCAAGGCGUCUCCGUUGUUUUAGAGCAGUACUCUGCCAUGCCACACAACUUUUCACUUCUUAUCCCAGAAGUAGAAGCUUCGAAGUACUCCAAGAAACGUUGGGCAUCUUUUAUCUGUUCCACCAUUGACAAUCCAGAGUCUAUUACGACCGAAGCAAUGCAAUGGAGUGGUAGCCCUCUCUUCAGAACUAAACUAAACAUCAGCAAGCUGGUUCCCUUGUCGUUGGCGUCUCUAAAAGAGAAAAUGGAAACUCAGAUAAAGGAAUGGGGAUCGCCACCAGUAUAA